Lactuca virosa is the source of this 669-nucleotide messenger RNA. Lineage: Eukaryota; Viridiplantae; Streptophyta; Magnoliopsida; Asterales; Asteraceae. The record is from the annotation of a GenBank genome assembly.
AUGGAUGCCUUCAUUGACUACCAAAACUCCUUUCUAGCACACUCAUCUGAAAAUCCUCCGCUGGGAUCCUCUUCGAACUCAAACGACACCAGAAGCACCGGUGGGGAUGCGGUCGCUGACACAGAAGUAAAGCUGGCUUCACAAACCCCGAAGAAGAGAGCUGGAAGGAAAAAGUUUCGAGAGACUCGACACCCGGUUUACCGAGGAGUGAGAAUGCGGGAUAACGGUAAGUGGGUUUGUGAGGUGAGAGAGCCCAACACGCAGUUCAGGGUGUGGUUAGGGACGCAUCCCACUGCUGUAAUGGCAGCCAGGGCACAUGACGUGGCUGCUUUGGCCUUCAGGGGGCGAUCGGCGUGUUUGAACUUUGCUGACUCUGUGUGGCGGCUGCCUGUCCCGCAGUCUAACAAAAUAGAGGAUAUACAAAAGGCGGCUGCAGAAGCGGCGGAGGCUUUUAGAUACAUGGACACGGAGGAUGCAGUGGAGAAUGUGGAAACAAAUGAGUUGCCGGAAGUUCAGUCUUACGUGGAUGAAGAGGAGAUUUUUGAGAGUUCCGGAUUUUAUGCCAGCAUGGCCGAGGGACUGAUGGUACCACCUCCUCCGAUGGUGGGGUAUGGCAACUACGGAGAUAACAUGGACUUUUGUGAUUACGGGUCUUUAUGGAGUUUUUAG